Molecule: messenger RNA, 2298 nt
Organism: Ictalurus punctatus (channel catfish)
Lineage: Eukaryota; Metazoa; Chordata; Actinopteri; Siluriformes; Ictaluridae
Gene: cnga1a
Product: cyclic nucleotide gated channel subunit alpha 1a
Exons: 6
Coding region: 39-1994 (651 amino acids)
Biological process (GO): monoatomic cation transmembrane transport
Cellular component (GO): plasma membrane; intracellular cyclic nucleotide activated cation channel complex
Molecular function (GO): intracellularly cAMP-activated cation channel activity; cGMP binding; protein-containing complex binding
Source: RefSeq, a predicted model, not a curated record
UUGGCAGAUUUUACAGACGGUAAAUAACACAAAGCUCCAUGAUGAUCGUGAAUACUUUGGGAGUCUCAGUUGCUCCCCGGAUGUCUCCGGUCAUGGAGGAAGGCCCAGAGGAAGACAGCGAGGAAGACGUCCGUCCUUCUACCGUCCCGAUAACGCACUUUAAUGACAAUAACAGCAACAACAACAAAGAGCGAGAGAAGAAGAAGAAAGCGAAAAAGGAGAAAAAAGAAAAAAAAGAAAAGAAAGAGAAGAGAAACAGGAAGGAGCAGAAGGAGCAGGAGAAUGAGAAAGAAAAGCAGAAAGAAAAAGAAAAAGAAAAAGAAAAAGAGAAGGAGAAAAAAGAAGCGCCGAAGGAGGUGUUUGUGAUUAACCCGGCCAGUAACCUGUACUACCAGUGGCUCCUUCUCAUCACCAUGCCCGUCAUGUACAACUGGACCAUCAUCAUUGCGAGAGCCUGCUUUGAGGAACUGCAGCAUGAAUAUCUGAUCACAUGGUUCUUCCUCGACUACAUCUGUGAUCUCCUUUACCUGGCUGAUAUGGCCUUCAAAACAAGGACUGGCUACCUCGAGCAGGGUUUACUUAUCAAAGAUCAGAAACUCCUCAUCCAGCACUACAAGGACAGCCCUCACUUCUGGCUCGACGUCAUCUCCAUGAUACCCACUGACGUGCUGUACUUCAUCCUGGGUUUGGACUACCCCGAGAUCCGCAUCAACAAGCUGCUACGCAUCAACCGCAUGUUCGAGUUCUUCGACCGCUCGCAGACCAUGACCAACUACCCCAACAUCUUCCGCAUCUGCACUUUGGUCAUGUAUAUCAUCAUCAUCAUCCACUGGAACGCAUGCCUCUACUUCUCCUUCUCCAAAGCUAUUGGUUUUGGUUCAGAUCCCUGGGUCUACCCGGCACUCACCGAGCCGGAGUUUGGGGACUUGCUGAGGAAGUACUCUUUCAGCCUCUACUGGUCCACGCUGACUCUCACCACCAUCGGGGAAACACCGUCUCCUGAGCUGGACUCUGAGUUUCUCUUCCAUGUGGUAGACUUCCUGGUUGGUGUCCUGAUCUUCGCCACCAUCGUUGGGAACAUCGCCACAAUGAUCUCCAACAUGAAUGCGGCUCAAGCCCAGUUUCAGGCGCGCAUCGACAGCAUCAAGCAGUACAUGCAAGUGCGGCACGUCAGCAAGGACCUUGAAGAGCGAGUCAUCAAGUGGUUUGACUAUCUGUGGACCAAUAAAAAGGCGCAAGAUGAAAGGGAGGUACUGAGGUACCUGCCGGACAAGCUCCGGGCAGAGAUCGGCAUGAACGUUCACCUGGAUACGCUGAAGAAGGUGAGGAUCUUCGCAGACUGUGAAGCGGGGCUGCUAAUAGAGCUCAUUCUUAAAUUACGACCUCAGGUGUUUAGCCCUGGCGAUUACAUCUGCCGCAAGGGCGACAUCGGGCGGGAGAUGUACAUCAUCAAGGAGGGUAAACUGGCCGUGGUGGCUGACGAUGGAGUCACACAGUUUUGUGUUCUGGGUGAUGGAAGUUACUUUGGCGAGAUCAGCAUCCUGAACAUCAAAGGCAGCAAAGCAGGGAACCGCAGGACAGCUAACAUCCGCAGCAUCGGAUACUCGGACCUCUUCUGUCUGUCCAAAGAUGACUUAAUGGAAGCUCUGACCGAGUAUCCUGAUGCCAAAAACAUGCUGGAGGAAAAGGGGAGGCAGAUCCUUAUGAAAGAUGGCCUGAUUGACCUGGAUCCAGCCAACCUGAAGCCAGAUCAGAAGGAUCUUGAGGACAGAGUGAACCGCAUUUACAGCACCAUGGAGCUGAUGCAGUCCAAAGUGAAGAAACUGCUAGCGGAUUACGAGAAAUCUGAGAAUCAGCUGACACAGCGCAUCGUUCAGAUAGAACACUAUGCUGGGGAGAAGGUGGAAGAGGAUGAGGACGAGGGGCAGAAGGAAGUGAUGGAAGAGGCGGCACCAAAGCAAGUCACGGAGGAGAAGAAAGAGGAGGACAAGUAGCAGGCUUGACGGGUUGUGGUCUUCAUUUUGUUGAACCAAAAUGUCUCCCUAUCACAUAGAGUUCCAAUUAGAAGCACACAUGUAUCACAACCAUUAACCUGUAAUCCAAACGCAUAUUCUGAAAUAUUCCCAGCGCUGAGAGUCGCGUACGUUCUCAAUCACAGAUCCGCAGAUCCCCAGACGACUUGACGAGCAGGAAGAUGUGUCACAUGAUGUUUUCAUGCUGUGUGAAGAAGCUCAUUAAAGUUUUGGAUUAAAAUUUUGUUUUGUUUAAAUUGGAAUCCAGCUGUGUUUUACAGAUAAA